Tetrahymena thermophila SB210 is the source of this 1422-nucleotide messenger RNA. RefSeq lists its product as hypothetical. The transcript has 12 exons. The record is from RefSeq and is a predicted model, not a curated record. NCBI's taxonomy places the organism in Eukaryota, Ciliophora, Oligohymenophorea, Hymenostomatida, Tetrahymenidae.
AUGUAGAAUUAGUCAAAUUAGGUUUAAGGAAGUUAAAAAUAAUAUAAAUUUGAUCAAAUACUCAUUAGAUUAUCAGAAAUGGUGAUUCUUUAAGACAAAAUUGACUAUUUAAAGCACCUUUUUAACAAUUAAAAAGACUUAAAAGAGCUUGUCUUUGAUUGUAAUAUGUAAAAUAUUUUAUUUACAAUUCAAAAAGAAACUAUGGAUAACAGAAUUUGUAUUUUUAGUAAAAAUUAACCUUGUGUAAGCCAAUUAAACUAGAAAAAGAGUAUGAAUGUUGUUUCAAGUAUUUUAAAUUAUUUAUCUGAUGCUCAAAGCUUAGAAAACUUAAAAUUAUAGUUUGAAAAAUGGAAUAUGUGCGGAGAAGAAUAAGUAAGUGAUCUAACUGAAAAAGUCAGAGAUAUAUUAAAAGUUUGCUAACUUAAAUAAUUUACAUUAAAUUUAUCAGGCUGGAACAGUGCUCCUGUGACUCUCAUAUAAAAAAUUACAUCUAUUUUGAAUGAUCUUCAAAGAAAAAAAAAUAUAUUUUAUUUGGAUUUAGAUUUUUCAAGUUGGGAUAAAUGUACUGAGUUGGACAUCAUCUAACUUGGUGAUUCUUUGAUAAAUAUUAGCUUAAAUUGUCCAAUUAAAACUUUAAGACUUAAUUUUUCAUGGUGGUGGCACAUUUAAGAAACUGGACUAAAUUUUAUAGGGAAGACUUUAGAUAAACUGAAUCUAAGUUAAACAUUAAAAGAUGAAAUUUGUAUUAAUCUCUAGCACAUUUCUAAAGUUUAAAGAAAUGGAUUUGAAAGACUUUUUAAUUCUUUUGCAGAGGUUAAAACAAGUUCUUUUAAGCUUAAUAUGGAUUAUUGGUAACAGUUAAAGGAUGAGGAUAUAAUAUUUUUAUCAUAGUAGAUAUCAAAAUUUGCUAGAAAAAAUUCAAACAAUUUAAAGAAUUUUUCUCUUAUUGGUUCAAAUUGGACUCAAGUCACAGACAAGGGAAUGAAUUACUUGCUAAAUAGUAUUAGAGAAGUUUUAGAAUAAAAUAUAAAAUGCAUAGAAAGUUUUCAAAUUAAUCUCAGCGAUUCUAAGAUUCAGAAUGUAGAGACUACUAAAAAAGUAUUUAGCUUAUUAUAAAUAUUGAAAUAAAAUGAGGCUAUAAAUCUAAAAUUAUUUAUCUUCAAUAUUUCAAAAUGGAAGAUGUUUGAUAAAGAGAGCGAAAUUUACAAGGAUAUAAUUCAAAAUUUAAUAUAGCUUUUUUCGAAUAAAAUGAUAAUAUUAAUUGAAUUCAAAGGAGAUUGUGUUCUCGAAAGCUUUAUGAAAGAAGUUAAAAAUUGUUAAAUUUAUAAAUAAAAAAUUGUGCUUUAAUAUAGCAUAAUCUAAGACAAAUUAUAAGCCUAUCGUAAAGAAAUUUUAUGGGAUUUAAUUAAAGUUAUAAAAUGA